UGGCCCAAUGAUUCUUUUCGAAGUUUGCAGCAUCCAAUCGGAAGACCGGGAACUAAGCUACAAGACGUAAUCGAAGGCUUCCUCCGCGAGAUUCUCAAGAAAGUAGUCUCCACGGACGGAGGUCAAUCGCUGGUUUCCCUGGUCAGUGUGUCACUGCAGCUAGCGGUGGUGUCCCUCCGAGCUCACGAAGCCACACCUGUUCCUGGGACGGCGAGGUGAAGACCUGGGAGGCUUCGGGGUGAGCGUGCACACGUGCGGAUGGCGGCGGCGUAGAGAUUCGCAGAGUAACGCCGGGACGACGAGGAGGCGGGGCUGGCGAUUUGAAUCGGGCGGCGGGCCGCGGCCGGGUGGAGGGGAGGGUUCGGGUUUACGCCGGCUCUGGGGAUCCGAGCGUCGGCGGCGGGGGACGAGGUAGCCUCCCGCUGCUGGUUUGGCGGCAGACAGUUGCUUUCUCGAGCGAACCCUUCAGGACCAAAGAGCCGAGGUCUAGAGCGCACGACACUCAUCCGUGGAGCGUUCAAAAUAAACCCGACCGGAGGAGAGCGGAGCUGCGGGCGCGAGAGAUGGAUGCUAGUUCGAAAGACAGCGAGCCCCUUGAAACCAAGGAGUCUGCUUUUAACGCUGAAAAUACUUCUUUCAUGUUGGGAAAUGGGAAGCUUGUCACGCCUCAGAAGCACUCAGCUGAAGUGACUCCUAAUCGUUGUACAUCAGAUACUUUUAAAUCGCCUUUAAACUUUUCCACAGUAACUGUGGAGCAAUUGGGAAUUACCCCUGAAAGCUUUGUAAAGAACUCCUCAGGAAAGUCGUCAUCCUACCUUAAAAAAGCCAGACGACGCUCUACAGUUGGUGUUCGGGGCUCUCCUGAAACAAACCAUCUGAUUCGUUUCAUUGCCCAGCAGCGGAGUUUAAAGAAUGCUUCUUCAACCAGGAAUUCCCCUUUUCAGGGCAGCCCUGUUCUGUAUCGAAAUGUUCAUUCUUUAAGAGAGCAAAUAUCUGCCUUCCAGUCAGCAUUUCACUCCAUAAAGGAAAACGAGAAAAUGACCGACGGUUCUGAAUUCCCAGAGGAGGAAGGAGUGUUCAAGACCAUGGGCUCGACCAAGAAGGCAAGUCUUGGUGAGUGUCAGCUGUCCGAGUUCCCUGCGAAGCUGACAUCCAAGCGUCGGAGGUUGUCCUCUCUGAGGGGCUCGGAUGGGAAUCUUCCCGAGGAGCUUGGUCUCAGGAUACUCAACACUGCUGCCUUUCCCAACACAGAUGGAACGUGUGCUCUCGAAACUUCUGCAACUCUCUCUAAGAAGUCUUCUGAAUCUGGUUUAAUGCCACAGUCUGGAUGUUCAGUUGAAGAGUCCACUCUACUUUCAGAGCUCACAGAGGCUUCAAGUGGAAUCCAGAUUACUGACUCUGCCGAGGGCAAAGGAUCCAGUGAUGCCGUUUCAUUUGACAAAUUGACAGAAUUGAGCAGGGACAGGGCUCCCGACGCCAGAUCACUGGUGACCCUGCUGGGCCAGAGGGACAUUCCAUCCUCUGAGACCGUUGUACUUCGUUCUGUGCUGAAGAAACCCUCUGCUAAGCUGUGUCUAGAAAGCCUGCAGGAACACCGUGACAACCUCUGUGAUGAUGGGAUACUUCCAAGCUUAAUCUCAAAUCUUGCAAACUGUUGCAAAGAACAAGAAGAAGAAGGUCAAGAAAAUUGUAAAGUACCGGCCUUUCUAAAUAUGAGGAAAAGGAAGAGAGUUACUUUUGGAGAGGACCUGAGCCCUGAAGUGUUUGAUGAAUCUCUGCCAGCAAACACCCCAUUACGUAAGGGAGAAACACCUGUUCGUAAAAGGGAGUUACGUAGCCUUAGUCCCCUGCUACUCGACCAGUCACAAGUUCCUGAGCGGUUACCUCAACCAAAUUUUGAUGACAAGGGAGAGAAUCUCGAAAACAUAGAACCUCUUCAGGUAUCAUUUGCAGUUUUGAGUCCUCUUGGUAAAUCUUCCAUCUCAGAAGCUCUUUCAGGCACUGAUGCCUUUGCCUCUUCAAAUAACCACGAGAAAAUAGCCUCCCAUAAAGCUGGCAGAGCAACGCGGACCUCUAACAGAAGAAGCCAGUUGAUCAGUUUUUCAGGAGAGAGUGUUUGCAACUUAUUUAAUACAGAAGCUCAGCCUCGUAAAGAAAAGAAAAUCAAUAGGAGGAAGUCUCAAGAAAGCAAGAGCACAGAGAGAGCACUGCCUAGAAAGAAUCAGGUUUUGAAAGGUUGCAGAAAGAAGAAAGCCAAGGGAAAGAAGAAAAGUGUUCCAAAGUCUUUAUAUGGGGAAAGAGACAUUGCUUCUAAGAAGCCGCUCCUGAGUCCUAUUCCUGAGCUUCCCGAGGUCUCUGAGAUGACACCGUCUGUUCCAGGCAUCCCAAGGAUGUGCUCAGAUGAUUUCAACUCAAAUGGUGAACUUGAAGAAGUCAAGCUUCCUAAGGGGAAGAAUCUUUUGCCCCAGAAUCCAGAAGAUUUGCAGCUGAUUCAUGGCUUUAAUAAAUACAAUGGGUCUGAAUUCUGCUGCUCUUACAUGAAAUGUUCCUCAUCUCUUAUUAAUGCUCCUUUUGAUCAAGAUUCAAGUACAAAUGUUAUAGAAAUUGAUGAAAACAGAAGUAUUCCAAAAGCAGCAAUUAAAUUAGAAAGUGAAAAUGAACUAAAAAGUGAGACUGAGAGUGAAAACAGACAUAUUUCCUGUGCUUCUGUGACUGAAACACCCCCCAUUGUUUCAGAUAUUCCAAAACUUGAUUUUACCCUACAGUCUCAAGAACUUUCUACUGCUGGUCAAAAUGUGGAAAACCUCUUUCAGAUCUUUAAAAUUUCAGAGGAUAUAAACAGCAAGUGUGAAAAACAGGAUAGUUUCUCAGGCACUCCAGAAGGAAAACUGCAGAUCAAGUGUUUAAUGCCUGACUCACAGAAAGAAUGUGAUUAUUCAGAAGAUCUCUUAAUUGACAACAUAAAAGAAAGUACAACUCCAGGUGAGGAUGGGGGAGGAAGCUUCACUGAAUGUAGUAAAGGUGUGGGUUACAGAGAAAGGAAAUACAGAAGAUCCACCGUGGGUUGUUCUGAUGGGCAGUAUUCAUACCUGGAAAAAAUGAGAAAUCCCAAAGCUUCCUCUGGUGUGAGCAGCUCUGUGGGAAUUAGUUUAGAAAAUUCUGAACUGUAUAAAGAUUUAUCCGACGCCAUUGAGCAAACCUUCCAGAGAACAAAGAGUGAAACAAAAGUAAGACGCAGCACAAGGCUACAAAAAGGUUUGGAAAGUGAAGGGCUUGUGUGGAUUUCACUUCCACCGCCUCCGGCUUCCUGCACCUCCCAGAGAAGCAAGAGGAGAACAAUAGGUACGUUUGACAGCCGAGGGUUUGAGAGCCUGUCCUCCAGGCAGAACCCUUGCGAGCUUCCCACCACAUCAGGCCAAGAUAACCGCGAGGGCUUUGUUGCUGCUGCUGCUGCUGCUGCUGCUGCUCCUCCUGCUCCUGCCAGUUUGCCUGGGAGGAGGAGGAAGAGCUUUUGUACAUCCAUACUUGCAGAUACUAAAAACACCACCCAGUCAAAAGGCUACAAAAGAAGAACCUUUCUCCACCAGAAGGGAGAGAAAGCUCUCCAAGCGACUUCGAGAGAAUCGGACCAAUAGGAGACCGGAAGCAGUAACUGACAUUUCCUGCAGAACAGAACGUUUGGCGAGAGGGAGAGGGAAGGUAACCAACCAUCCAUGCCUGAAAGAUUCUUUCAUUCCAAUUCCCAUUCUUUGUUCAACCUCAGUGUUUUAAAAGUUUCAAAUAAAUCAUUUGAGUUGAACCUA
This is a messenger RNA of Phacochoerus africanus (Common warthog), 3803 nucleotides long. It is a transcript of the gene CDCA2, whose product is annotated as cell division cycle associated 2. The transcript has 15 exons. Gene Ontology annotation, biological process: regulation of mitotic nuclear division; regulation of chromosome segregation. Gene Ontology annotation, cellular component: chromosome; nucleus. Bases 564 to 3635 code for a protein of 1023 amino acids. NCBI's taxonomy places the organism in Eukaryota, Metazoa, Chordata, Mammalia, Artiodactyla, Suidae. The record is from RefSeq and is a predicted model, not a curated record.